AUGCUUGUACACCUCAUCGUCCUUAGCACCGCGCUUGCGGCGGCCACAAGCGGCAAACACGGAGGAGUAGAAGUACCGGAAUUUGGAGAACCAAUCACCAACCUGACAGUUCCCAUCGGCCGCGAUGCGACUUUCAAGUGUAUAGUCGUCAAUUUAGGCAAUUAUCGAGUGGGCUGGGUGAAGGCGGAUACAAAGGCGAUACAGGCUAUACACGAGCACGUGAUCACGCACAACCACCGAGUGUCGGUAUCGCACGCCGAUCACUCGACCUGGUACCUGCAUAUCAAGAACGUGCAAGAAGAAGACCGAGGGCAGUACAUGUGCCAAAUAAAUACAGACCCUAUGAAGAGUCAGAUGGGAUACCUAGAAGUGGUAAUACCACCCGAUUUUAUCCCCGAAGAAACAUCAGGAGAUACGAUGGUUCCCGAAGGUGGCACGGCGAGGCUGUCAUGUAAGGCGCGUGGAAUCCCUCAACCAAGAGUUAUGUGGAAACGGGAAGAUGGACAGGAAAUUGUUGUUAGAGAUAACACUGGAGCUAAAACUAAAGUUCUGGCAUACCAAGGUGAAGUAUUAAAGUUGACGAAGAUAUCGCGUUCCGAAAUGGGGACAUACUUGUGUAUCGCAAGUAAUGCAGUUCCGCCUACAGUGAGCAAGAGGAUUCAUAUAAGCGUACAUUUUCACCCAGUGAUUCAAGUACCAAACCAACUCGUAGGUGCACCUUUGGGCACAGACGUUACCCUCGAAUGCUAUGUUGAGUCUUCACCCAAGUCAAUCAACUAUUGGGUUAAAGAUCCAGGUGAACUGAUAAUACCGUCGGAGCAUCAUGAGAUGGUUGUCAGACAAAAGUCUAUGUUUGAAGCUGAAAUGUCUAUGACGAUCAAAAACAUUAGGAGGGAAGAUCUCGGCAGCUACAUAUGCGUAGCAAAGAACUCCUUAGGGGAUGUUGAAAGUAAAAUAAGACUAUAUGAAAUUCCGGGUAACGACAGGCACAUAUUUCAGUACCCAGAUGAAAGGAUCGUUUCAGAAGACGAAUAUGGAACAGAAAUAUAUGAUGAAGAUUUCGACGAAAAAAACACUGAAAAGAGCAAUCGAGUUCUAGACAAGGCGAACAAAUGGUACUCAAACGAUGGUAAAAUAAUCGUUACAAAUAACAGCGCAUCAGUAUUGAAAAAAGCCAGCUUGUAUCACGGAAAAUCUCAGAAAAUUGAAUUCGAUGUAAAUUUAAACCGUAGAAAUCUCAAAGAGAUGUUGGAAAAUUUCACGCUACAAGCGUAUUCAAUCUAA
Messenger RNA from Melitaea cinxia (Glanville fritillary), 1284 nucleotides. Its product is annotated as lachesin-like. The record is from RefSeq and is a predicted model, not a curated record. The transcript is spliced from 9 exons. Gene Ontology annotation, cellular component: neuron projection. Lineage: Eukaryota; Metazoa; Arthropoda; Insecta; Lepidoptera; Nymphalidae. The coding region runs from base 1 to 1284 and encodes 427 amino acids.